AUGUAAUCUAAAAUAGAUAGGUCAUUUUUUGAUGAACAAACAAUUGAUUCAUCCUUUUGGGAAAAGUCAAUAUCCUAAAUAAAUAAUGACAAAAUUGAACAUCAGUUUAUCUUCUUUGAGAAAAGUUAAAAAACUGGAAUUUGGGUAAGCAGAAACUAUGCAAUUUAUGAUUCUAAAUUAAUCAAGCUUAGACCAAAUCAUAAAACAUAACAUCAGAUCAAUCUUAAUAAGAGUAGAAUAGAGAAAAUUAUAUAUAAAAAUGAUCAGGAAAAGGAGAGCUGUAAUAGAAAGAAGUAUGGGAUCAGAAUUACUAGAAAUUAGAGAUGUAGAGAAUUCUAUUCAAGAUCAUAAGAAAUAAACCAAAAAAUUUGGGAAGAAUUAAAAAAAUAGUCUCUUCAGAUAACAUUCAAAUAAGAUUAUGAUAUUUAAAAAAUGAUUGGGAAAGGAAACUUUGCUAAAGUGUAUCUUUGUAACAAAAAAUCUGACAAAUUGUAUUUUGCUGUAAAAGUUUUCGAAAAAAGUAAGAUGAUAAACACUGAAACGGAUAGGUUGGCUUUAUUAAAAGAAAUAUCCAUUCUGAGAAAGUUGAAUUACAAAGGACUAAUAAAAUUGCAUGAAGUAUAUGAGGAUGAGACACACAUCUAUUUAGUUCAAGAUUAUUUAUAAGGGGGAGAAUUAUACCAGCAUAUUAAAAAAAAUUAAAAAUUGCCAGAAAAUAUUGUAGCCGGAGUCAUAGCAACAAUAUUGAAAUCCUUAGAGUAUCUGCAUAAGAAUAAUAUACUCCACAGAGAUCUUAAACCAGAAAAUAUGAUAUUAAGGAAAAAAGGUGUUUUGGAAGACAUAGUAAUUACUGAUUUUGGAUUGGCUGAUUUUUGUGAUCCUUUUGGAAACUAUAUGUUUUAAAGGUGUGGUACUCCUGGAUUUGUGGCUCCUGAGGUAUUGUAAGACAAACUUUAUGAUUCUAAAGUGGACAUCUUUAGUGUUGGAUGUUUAAUGUAUUUAUUAUUGACUGGCAAAUCACCAUUCAAGGGAUCCUCGUAUGAUGAGAUAGUAAUGAAAAACUUUAAUUGCAAGGUUGAUUAUCAAUCUAUCGAAUCAAUAGUAUCCACAUAAUGUCUACAAUUAUUAAAAUUAUUACUCCAUCGUCGACCAUCACAAAGACCUAAUCCUAAUGAAGCGUUGAAAUAAGAAUGGUUUUAGAUCAAUUUAGAUGGGUAAAGAUACCUAGAAUUGAAUAAUAAUGCAGAAUAAGGGUAAUCUAAAAAAGAAAUCACUAAAUCAAGUUCAAAUGAUAUUGGGAGUUGUGGAUAUAUGAAAUAUUUUAGCUGUGGUAUACCUGAAUUCUGUACUGCAUAAAUAUCUAUUGUAAACAACAAAUAAGAUGCCUUCAUAUAUACACCAUAGUAUGCUAUGAUGCAAUCUAUACAAGAAUAAUUUAAAGAUAGUGAAAAAUUCAUUUCAAUUAGAAAUUUAGAAGGUGACUUUGGAGAUAUGAUAUUUGAAGACGAACCGCCUCAAUCUCAUAAAUUACCUCAAUAUUAAUUGAUAGGGAAAUUAAAGAAGUUUGUGGAUUAAAAUCAUUCAACUAAUUAAGCAUCUCAAAUAUUAUUAUUAAAGUCAACAUCACAAGAUCAGUCUAUUUUCAAUCGAACCUAACCUAAAAUUGAUAAUGAAUUACUUAAAUAAUCUUGA
Molecule: messenger RNA, 1692 nt
Organism: Paramecium tetraurelia
Lineage: Eukaryota; Ciliophora; Oligohymenophorea; Peniculida; Parameciidae
Exons: 5
Biological process (GO): protein phosphorylation; regulation of cytokinesis; mitotic cell cycle
Cellular component (GO): spindle pole; nucleus; centrosome
Molecular function (GO): protein kinase activity; ATP binding
Source: RefSeq, a predicted model, not a curated record